ACGUAUAAACUUUGACCAAUCUUAGCGGUGUGUUGUCAAUAUUUGUGUGUGUGUACUGUAUAUGCUUAAAGUUUGAUGACUAUGAAUCAUUCGUGUAAAGUGAGAUGUGGCAGUCUGGUUUGUUUUCAUUGCAGUAGCAGCCUCACGAAACGAAUUAAACUGCCCAUAUGCGAGGUUUCCCGGCCAGUUGACCAGUGCAAACGGAGUAGAGUGCAAGAAGUCUCACAGCAAUUGUGAGGCUAUUUCACAUGUUAUUUUUAAUAGAGAAGAGAAGACUGCCUUUUAUAUAAAUUUAAUUCCAUUUUCAGCUACAUACACUUCAAUAAAUAAAGAAUAUCCUGAAGAAAAGAAAACAUGGAAAUCAAUGAAGCAAAGGGACUUGUACUUGGUACUCUAUUUGUCCUAACAUUUCUUUUUAGUAUGUUACCACUUUUACUUAUUAAAAAGUUUCGUGGAACCAUAGAUCCAAGCAAACGGCACAGGUAUGCUGUGGUCAUAAGCCACUUGAGUUGUUUUGCAGCUGGUGUUUUCAUGGCUACAGCUCUUCUACAUUUGUUUCCAGAAGUGAAUGAAACUGUUAAAAGGGCCCUGUAUUCCCUACAAAUCAAAACUGACUUUCCUGUCGCCGAGUUUGCUGUAUCUGUUGGAUUCUUUGUGAUACUGAUCAUUGAACAAAUAGUCUUGGACUAUAAAGAAAGAACAUUAACACAGGAUAUCCUUACACAGCCGGCAGAAGCGGAAGGUGAACAGUGGCUGUCACAACGUCGUAAUAGCAUAGAAGGCAUCAGUGAUCAGGUGCAUUCUAAUGAGCAUGACGUUCCAGCAGAGGAGCCAGAUGCACACUCAGUAUUCCGUUCAGUACUACUAUUGGCAGCCUUGUCAGUGCAUUCACUGCUGGAAGGUGUAGCAAUAGGACUACAGCCUGAUGUAAUGAGUGUACUGCAGAUAUUUAUUGCUGUGGUGCUCCAUAAAGUUAUUAUAGCCUUCAGCUUGGGACUCAAUCUCGUACAGAGCAGACUGAAACUUCAUGCAAUCAUAAGAUCCAAUAUUACAUUUUGUGUUACAUCACCUUUGGGGAUAGGAAUUGCAAUGGGUUUAGAAGAAUUUAGUCAUAAUGUACACUCGUCAGUGAUAAAUGGUAUUUUACAAGGCUUGGCUUGUGGAACAUUUGUGUAUGUUACUUUCUUUGAGGUCUUGCCACAUGAAAUCAACCGUGGAGAAAAUCGUCUCACUAAAGUUCUUGUUCUUCUGCUAGGAUUUUCAUUUAUAUGUGGGAUCUUAUUUUUGGAACCCAGUGACAGUACUCAUUCUGAGACUAGUUCCUCAACAGUCUCUGGCAGACACAUGUGGAUAAUGUAAUUUAACAUGUAUUGUUCACUUUGUUGUUAAUGUGAAGACUGUUAUACUAAGGAAACACAUGAAACAAUUGGAUAAUGUAACUUUUUUAAUUUUUUAAACUGCAAUAUACAAUUUUCUUUUGUAACUAUGACACCAAUCAUACAUAUAUUGUCUGGGCUGUUAAAUAGCCCAUAUUUUGAUGGAAAAAAUGGAAUAAAAACUGAUUCCUAAGCUCACAUGUACAAAAUCAUAUUCACUAAUUUAUUUCAACACCAGCAACUCGCAGAUUAUGAACAUAAAUGGAAAAAACAAAAACUAAAAGGAAUUUGCAGUUUUUUUGCAACAUGAUUACAAAACAAAAUUUACCAAUUCUAAUUGUGUGUGUAAUCUAUUAAAACAGUGGAUGCAGUACAACAGCUUUUAUAAAUGAUGUGGAAAAUUACAUAUGCAUAGCUUUAUAUUCAAUUGUUUUCUGGUUACUGGUCAAAAGCUUCUGAUCUCAAAAUAUAUCUCAUUUGACAUGAAUGAGUACUGCAUUCAGUUUUGAUACUGCAGUGACAACUUUUAAUUCAUUUUAAUAA
Schistocerca cancellata (South American locust) is the source of this 1919-nucleotide messenger RNA. RefSeq names its product zinc transporter ZIP1-like. The record is from RefSeq and is a predicted model, not a curated record. NCBI's taxonomy places the organism in Eukaryota, Metazoa, Arthropoda, Insecta, Orthoptera, Acrididae. The coding region runs from base 355 to 1359 and encodes 334 amino acids. The transcript has 5 exons. Gene Ontology annotation, cellular component: plasma membrane. Gene Ontology annotation, biological process: zinc ion transmembrane transport. Gene Ontology annotation, molecular function: zinc ion transmembrane transporter activity.